AUGUACCUGAUGACUUAGAGGAAGCGCAAAGGCAAGGCUCUGCUGGAAGAGGCAGAGCAGGAUUCUCCAGUGCUAGACUACUUAGGAGAGGAUUGGGAUGAGGAGGAGGAGGAGGAGGAGGAGGAGGAGGAGGAGGAGGAGGAGGAGGAGGAGGAGGAGGAGGAGGAGGAGGAGGAGGAGGAGGAGGAGGAGGAGGAGGAGGAGGAGGAGGAGGAGGAGGAGGAGGAGGGGGAGAGGGAUGGUGGACUUGCAGUAGCUAUAGAAGACAACCCCUUUCUGUCGGAUGAUGAGGCGGAGGAUGUCGUCGCUGUGGAUGUGCCAGAGUUCUAGCUAGGCUAGGAAAUUAGACUACCGU
Messenger RNA from Closterium sp. NIES-67, 355 nucleotides. The record is from the annotation of a GenBank genome assembly. NCBI's taxonomy places the organism in Eukaryota, Viridiplantae, Streptophyta, Zygnematophyceae, Desmidiales, Closteriaceae.